AUGAUCGACAUCAGCAUCUCCAACCUAGAAGGGCUGCGCACCAAAUGCGCCACGUCCAACGACCUCACGCAAAAGGAGAUCCGCACCUUGGAGAGCAAGCUGGUGAAGUAUUUCAGCCGUCAGCUCUCUUGCAAGCGAAAGGUGGCCCUGCAAGAGCGGAAUGCCAAACUGGAGGGCUUCCCACAGCUGCUGCAUUGGUUCCGGAUUGUCAACAUCCGUAAGGAAGUCAUGGAGGAAAUCACCCCUGGCCAACUAAGCCUGGAGGACCUCCUGGAAAUGACAGAUGAGCAGGUCUGUGAGACUCUAGAGAAGUUUGGGGCCAACAGGGAGGAGUGUGCCCGGCUGAACGCCUCUCUCUCCUGCCUCAGGAGUGUCCAUAAAUCAGGUGGCAAUCUUUCUAAGCAAGAUUGGACCAUCCAGUGGCCAACAACAACUGAGACAGGCAAGGAGAAUAGUUCAAUGUGCCAAAAGGAGACCAUGCAGUGGAUCCGAACUCAUCUUACUCCAAGUCCCAAAGCUCAGUCCAAGUGCAUUCAGCAUUACUGCCACCAGACUUUGCCCCAUGGGCCAGUGUACACCCAUGUGGAUAGACUGACUGUGGAAGGCUUUCCGGGGUUGUGCCCCCCACUGGAAUCUGGCCAUCGUUCUUUGCCCCCUUCUCCACGCCAGCGGCAUGGUACCCGUACUCCACCACGCACUCCAAACAUAGUUACCACCAUGACUCCACCGGGCACCCCCCCAAUUCGGAGGAGGAACAAAGUCAAACCACCAGGCACACCGCCUCCCUCAUCACGGAAAUUGAUCCACCUUUUCCCAGGCUUCACAUCUUUGCAUCGCAGCAAAUCCCAUGAAUUCCAGCUGGGCAACCGGGUAGAUGAGGCUCACACACCCAAAGCAAAGAAAAAGAGCAAACCUCUAAACCUCAAGAUCCACAACAGUGUGGGGAGCUGUGAGAACAUUCCUGCCCAGCGCUCUCCCCUCCUCCCGGAGCGCUCCCUGCGGUCUUUCUUUGUUGGACAUCCACCUUUCCUCCCUUCCACCCCUCCUGUCCACACCGAUGGGACCUUCUCCACAAAUAUGCUGUCAGUACCUCGUUGGUCUCCACAAAUUCCCCGGCGAGACCUUGGAAACUCAAUCAAACAUAGGUUUUCCACCAAGUACUGGAUGUCACAGACAUGCACCGUUUGUGGGAAAGGAAUGCUAUUUGGACUGAAAUGUAAAAACUGCAAGCUAAAGUGCCACAACAAAUGUACCAAAGAGGCUCCACCAUGUCACCUACUGAUCAUCCAUCGUGGAGCAAGGUUAGUCCGGACAGAAUCUGUGCCAUGUGAUAUUAACAAUCCCUUACGGAAGCCCCCCAGAUAUUCAGAUCUGCAUGUCAGCCAGACACUUCCCAAAACCAACAAAAUCAACAAGGAUCACAUUCCAGUGCCCUAUCAACCAGACUCCAGCAGCAAUCCUUCCUCGACGACAUCAUCCACACCUUCCUCCCCUGCUCCUCCCCUGCCGCCCAUUGCCACACCGCCUUCCCCCUUGCAUCCCUCUCCACAGUGCACACGACAACAGAAGCAGUUCAACCUACCAGCUUCCCAGUAUUAUAAAUACAAACAGCAGUUCAUCUUUCCAGAUGUAGUACCUGAGACACCCACCCGAGCACCCCAAGUUGUCCUCCAUCCAGUGAAUGCAAAUCCCAUCCUGGAAGGAAAUCCGUUACUUCAAAUUGAAGUGGAGCCAACCUCUGAGAAUGAACAAGGAAAUGAUGAAGAGUCAGAAGAUGAUUUUGAGGAGAUGAACCUUUCACUUCUCUCUGCCCGCAACUUUCCACGUAAGGCCAGCCAAACCAGCAUCUUCCUGCAGGAAUGGGAUAUCCCCUUUGAGCAGCUGGAGAUUGGUGAACUCAUUGGCAAGGGCCGUUUCGGACAGGUGUUUCAUGGCCGCUGGCAUGGUGAGGUAGCCAUCCGCCUCAUUGAUAUUGAGCGGGACAAUGAAGACCAGCUGAAAGCCUUCAAGAGAGAAGUGAUGGCCUACAGGCAGACUCGGCAUGAGAAUGUGGUGCUGUUCAUGGGUGCGUGCAUGAGCCCUCCUCACCUUGCGAUCAUCACCAGCUUGUGCAAAGGACGGACGCUCUACUCAGUGGUGAGAGAUGCCAAAAUCGUCCUGGAUGUCAACAAAACAAGGCAGAUUGCUCAAGAGAUUGUCAAGGGGAUGGGCUAUCUUCAUGCAAAGGGGAUUCUCCACAAAGAUCUGAAAUCUAAAAAUGUUUUCUAUGACAAUGGGAAAGUCGUGAUCACUGACUUUGGCCUCUUCAGCAUAUCAGGCGUUCUGCAAGCAGGAAGGAGGGAGAACAAACUACGCAUCCAGAAUGGAUGGUUGUGUCACUUGGCCCCAGAGAUUAUCCGCCAUUUGUCACCUGACACAGAAGAAGACAAGUUGCCUUUCUCCAAGCACUCAGAUGUCUUUGCACUUGGGACUAUCUGGUAUGAACUACAUGCACGGGAAUGGCCGUUCAAGACUCAACCAGCCGAGGCAAUAAUUUGGCAAAUGGGCCGGGGAAUGAAGCCAAACCUCAGCCAAAUUGGCAUGGGGAAAGAGAUCUCAGAUAUCCUUCUUUUUUGCUGGGCCUAUGAGCAGGAGGAUCGGCCAACUUUCACCAAGCUCAUGGAGAUGCUGGAGAAACUGCCAAAGAGGAACCGCCGACUUUCUCACCCUGGCCACUUCUGGAAGUCAGCAGAGCUGUGACAGACGGCUCAGAGGGACGGUGCCUUCUGUAUGCCUUCCUUCCUGUCUUCAAACCCUCUUUCCACUCUUCCUCCUCUCCUUGCUCAAUGAAAGGCCGGUGCGUUACAGCACACUUGGGAGCCCCCGGAGACAAAGAGAGGCAUCUUUGUGCUGAUUUCCAGAAUGGACACAACAUCCCAGAGAGCAAAGGGGGUGCCUCAUUCCAUUAUGGAGAUCUUGAAGAUCCUAGGGACAGGCAAGGGUUGGAUCUUGUUUGCAGCUGAUUCCGUACUGGGUCCCACAGCAGUGGUUCCCUGAGCUGCCCUCUGGCUGCCAACAGCACCAGGGACCUGAGGGCAGAGGUGGCAUUUUGAUACCCUUUCUCCCAUCAAUUAUUAUUACGUAAGGGCAAUAGAGAGCUUCAGUUGGGUCAGCCUUUCCUAGAAGCCAUGAGCAGCACUCUCCAAUGCUGAUAUGGGGCUUACUUUAUUUUAUUUAGUCAUUUUAAGAAAAAAUGCUGCUGAAUUCUCAUUCCAACUACUUAAUGAUGAAAGUGGAAAUUUGUGUUGUUUCCAAAAAGGGCAGAUGUUAGAAGAAGGAGCUCCUGGAUGUUUCAGUUUAAACCUUGAAGGUACAAUAGCUCUGCCCUGUCUUGGCAUCUGGCCAUCCGAACAACAGCAGUAGUUGAGUGGGUGUCAUCUCUGGAAGCAGAUUCCGGUCUAAGCAGCCAAGAUCUCUGUCGGGAUGGGGAAUGUGUGACUCCCAGAUGCUGAUGGACUGCAGAUUCUUUAAUCCCAUAAUACUGGACUGGGCUGAGCUAGUUAAGGCUGACAGGAGUUGCACUUCAGUCCCAGAAGAGCCAUGCAUUCUUCACCCUUGACCUGGAAGGUUUUACAUGACAUUUGUGACUGUCUAGUUAUUAGCAAAAUAUCUGAGGCUAUGCUUGCUCAUUUUGUAGCCGGUGUCUAUUGCUUUCCAAUCCUUCCUCGCUGCAUUGGUUCACCUAUUCUUUCUCAGUGAUGUUUGCUGGACACCAUCCUAGGCAGCAUCCCGUCCCACCUCCCUCUGCCAAAACUAGGCAAGAGCUUGGAAGCCCAGCUUCCAGACUCUUGAUGAGUUCUUCAUUCUAGAGGAAGAAAGGAAAUGGCCAACUGCCACAACCCUCCUGAUAGGUCUUUUUUGAGACUCUUAUGUUUAAACCAGCAGAAUUCCAAAAUCCAGUCUAAAUCUGAGGUGAAUUUUAUUUUGUUUGUUUGUCACAUAGGUAUUCUAUCUUUUUUUAAAAAAACCCAAAACUCAGGGCCAUCAGUUUGGGCCUCCUUCCCAUUUUCUCUCCUCACAACCACCUUAUGGAGUUGACAGAGACACACUGCCCCAGAGUAGCCCAGUGAACUUCGUUGGCAAAGCAGGGAUUUGAACCAGGGCUUCCCUAGCCUUAAACUUCUUACACAAUGCUAGCUCUGAGAUUGUCUUAUCACCCACCCACCUUUCAUUCCUGCAAGAAACUGACACUUUGCAGAAUCCUCUCCAGUUGCUUUCCAUCAUUUUGUGUCUGUCAGAGUCUUGCCUAUGGAAAAUUUGCUGAAAUGUCCCUCUCUGUUUUUUUGCCUCAUAUGAGUUAGGAUUUGGGUGAGACUGUGUGCACUAUUCAUCUAAUCACAGACACUCAUCAUCAUCAUCCUAGCUGGGCCAUUGAGGAAUGUAAGACUUUAACUUUCUUUUUCCUUUUAUCACCCUGCAUAAGCAUCUUUUGCGCCUCUGGCCAUUCAUGUGUUCUUCUGUUCCUGUAUUUCUGCAUGCAUCUCAGGUGAGACAUAUGAAUGUGCUACGAAUAUUGCACUAAUCCUUUACGGGGAUCUUCACCAAGAGCCUUCACCUUAUGAAGGAGAAAAGGACGUAUCCCUUAAAUGCGUCAUUUCCAACCACUACAAAUUCUGAUAGAAGAGGAAUCCAUGCUGUGCUCUCCUCGAACUAGCAAGUCCAGCUUAGUUAUUUCUAUGUAUUUUUAAGGACAGUGAAGUGGAAUGGGGAAAAUAUUGGAGGCUUCUAUAAUGCUUUUGGAAUGUAUGGAUCCCUUCCAUGCUAAGAGGGUGGACAGAAAGCAGGAAGCAUCAUGUGAGUGGCACAACUUGGAAAAGUUCACUUUCUUGGGCAACCACGCCCAGAACCCACUGGAGAAGCCGGCUAGGGAUUCUCAGAGCUAAAGUUUCAAACAGUAGCUUUUCUAAGCUCUCUUGCAUGGUAAAAGAAGUAAGGCGGAACUAAAAGUUAAUGAUAUGUUUCAGCCCCAAAGAGGAUUUGAGAUGGCAAGCUGCGAUUAAUAUUUCAUGAAAAGCCACCCUUGCCAUCCUUUUCCAGCCCUUUCUCGCAUUGUUAUUGUUCUGGAGGUGAUGCUUGUCAUUGUUAUCUUUGUUGUCAUACCCUGGUACCCUUUAUUUAUUUUGUAAAAGCAAGGAGGCCUUUGGCAUGCCAGAGAAAGAGUCAUGACUCGGGUGUUUAGAUAGCCAGAUUUUAUUGCCUACAUAGCAAGUUAGAAUGAGGACAAAGCUUUAUUUCUCCUGUCUACUUCUUUGGGGGGGGGGGUUCAUGAGAAAUUAGCAGUAUCCCAAGGAAAAGGAGGAAUCAUAGCCACUAACCAGCAAUAGAAAAAUCAAAGACUGUGCCCAGUCCACAAAGCUCUGUCAACAAUGUUCAUAGUGUGUGUCGAUGCACUGCAUACCAGAAGGAUAUGGGAGGUGAGCAUUUGGACUCAAGCAUUCAGUAGAGUAGCCUCUUGAUUGGCAAGUAGAUUUGUAGGUAAGUGGGGAAGUUGGGAAAUAUUCUGGUGGUACCAAGAUCCUGUUCUGACCUUAAACAUAAGCCCGCAGGGCAGCAAAGAUAGCUAAAGCUGCAGCACCCACAAGGGCCAGAUUAAGGCAGCAAGCACCAGUGAGAACAGGCGCCACUGCUACUUCCAAUGCUCUUCAUAAAUAUGUUGAGUGAAGAUCUUGGAGGAUAGAUGCUAUGAGUGGCAUGCUAAUAGAUGCUAUGAGUGGCAUAAGACAGCUAACCUAGAACACAUGUGCAUUUGGAGUAUAACAGAGGAGUGGGCAUCCUUCAGUCUCAAGAGACUAUGGUAACAUGCUUUGA
This is a messenger RNA of Pogona vitticeps (central bearded dragon), 5847 nucleotides long. The record is from RefSeq and is a predicted model, not a curated record. Lineage: Eukaryota; Metazoa; Chordata; Lepidosauria; Squamata; Agamidae.